CGCCGCGCAGCCCCGGCCGCCAGGCCUUAGCCGCCGGCCCCGCGCCUCUGUCCCACGCCCAGCACCGCGACCCAGCGCACCUCGCGGGAGAUGGAGGUCCUGGCAGCAGACACCACGUCCCAGCAGGAGCGGCUCCAGGCCAUUGCAGAGAAGCGAAGGAGGCAGGCAGAGAUCGAGAAUAAGCGCCGGCAACUGGAGGAUGACCGCCGGCAGCUGCAGCACCUGAAGUCCAAGGCACUUCGGGAACGCUGGCUGCUGGAAGGGACGCCAUCCUCAGCCUCAGAAGGGGAUGAGGACAUGAGGAAGCAGAUGCAGGAGGAUGAGCAGAAGGCCCGGCUCCUGGAGGAGUCCAUCUCCAGGCUGGAGAAGGAGAUCGACGCACUGGAGAAUGGAGAGUUGGCCCCGGCCCCCCCAAAGGAGAACAACACAGCCCCAAGCCCAGCCCAGGCCCCUGCCCUGGCCCUGAGCCCAGGCAAGGAGGAGCACAAGAUUGAGAUGGCAAUGAAUUCACAGCAGACCCCACUGGGCACACCCAAAGAGAAGCAAGUCUCCAACACCCCCAUGAGGACAGUCAAUGGUUCCCCCAUGAUGAAGGCAGCCAUGUACUCAGUCGAGAUCACGGUGGAGAAGGACAAGGUGACUGGGGAGACCAGGGUGCUGUCCAGCACCACAUUGCUCCCCCGGGAUCCCCUCCCUCAGGGCAUCAAAGUCUACGAAGACGAGACCAAAGUGGUCCAUGCUGUGGACGGCACCACAGAGAAUGGGAUCCACCCAUUGAGCUCCUCUGAGGUGGACGAACUCAUCCACAAAGCUGAUGAAGUCACACUGAGCGAGGCAGGGUCCACAGCAGGACCAGCAGAGACCCGGGGGCCCUCAGAGGAGGCAGUCCGGACCACGCCCUCCCGGCGGGAGAUCACCGGAGUGCAGGCACAGCCAGGAGAAGCCACAUCAGGUCCACCAGGCAUCCAACCUGGCCAGGAGCCCCCCGUCACCAUGAUCUUCAUGGGCUAUCAGAACGUGGAGGAUGAAGCUGAGACCAAGAAGGUGCUGGGGCUACAGGACACCAUCACAGCAGAGUUGGUGGUCAUUGAGGAUGCGGCUGAGCCCAAAGAGCCUGCGCCACCCAAUGGCAGUGCCGCUGAGCCCCCCACCACUGUGGAGUCCAGGGAGGAAAACCAGGCAGGGCCCAAGGCCACCACCAGCGACCCCCAGGACCUCGACAUGAAGAAGCAGCGCUGUAAAUGCUGCUCGAUCAUGUGAGCUGGCCUGGCCCCGAGCCCCUGGCCCCUGCCCUCUGCUCCACAGACACCCACCAGCCCGGCCCUUCUGGCGCCUGCCCACCCUCCACCCACAAUCUCACUGGCCUCAGGACAGGCAUAUUGAUCUGUGUUUCUUGAGUUUUCUUCUACUGGAAAGAGGGAUAAGGGGCCCCGCCAAUCACCACACCCAACACACACCCUGAACCACUGAGCCGUGCACCUCCACCUGGUGGGGGAGAGAUGGGCCAACCCACUUUUCCCAAAACCAGGAAACUCCCACACCCCAUGUCAUGGCAGCUUCCCAGAUGCGGCUCACACCCACUGCGGUCUUGGUUGGUGUGACCUGUGGUGUCCUUGCUGCCCCAGGCCAUCCCGCCUGUGCCUUUCUGCCACCUCCAGCAAGUCUGCAAGGGACUGCUGAGGCCUGAAGUGGGGCUCCAGAGGCUCCCUGGCCAUGGCACUGGCCUCCCAAUCAUGGGCAGUUGGGGUGAAGCUGUGCUUCUGUCAGCACUCGAGGUCUUGGGGUAGAAGACAAGCUCCUCUGGACAUCCCAGCCUAAUGUGCCCCUCAGGGCUCAGCCAGUAGAUGACGGAGCUUGGGGAAGGGGAGCCCUGGGGAUGUGCCCCCAUUGGGGAGAAGUCUGUCACCCCUGGGCUGACUUCUAGGUGGGCGGGCUGGGGUCUUUGAGCAACCCCUGCACAAAGCAGGGACCAUGUGAGCUGCUCCUUGUCCUGAGCCCCACCUCCACUGGGCCCUCCUUCCUCCUGGUGCUAAUUCGGGGACCCUGGGAGUCAUGCCCGGCUUCUUCUACAGCCUGCUUAAACUGGGGUCCUGGGUUCCCCACCAUACCCCAGAAAUUAGGCCCUGUCUGCCAGCUCUGCUGGACUUGGAGCAUUUCUGGGCAGGGAGGGUCCCCUUGGGACAGCCUGGGACAGGGAGGUUCCCUGUGAGUUGGAGCAGGAGACCCCCAUUUACCACCCAGCCCAUUGAGCUGUCCCCUGGCCCCUCUCACUGGAGGUAACAAGGGGCCCCCACCUGUGGGCAGCCAACACUCAGAUGUGCACGUCUGCCUGGUUGCACCACUUUUGUCCCCAGAGGUGCACUCGUGCACAUGCUCACAGACACCCUUUCCUCACGUGUUGGCUUUGGACAACCAGGCUUCAUCUCAGCCCCUUCCGUAGGGGCCUCAGCCUCAUGCCCAGUGCUCAGGCUAUUGCUUGGUCCAGUCACCACCUGCAGGAGCCACCCCAGAUGGGAGCCUGGCUCCAGUCGCAGUGUGGCUUUCUGAUGGCUGGGAGGAGAGGCCCUCUCUGGGGGCAAACUGGGCAGUAGCCAUGGGACCCCCUCCUCCUCCCUUGAGUCUACCCGAGUCCCUCGAGCCAUGAGCCUUCGCUGAAGUGCCCUUGCUGCCCCUUCUGCUUUUGAUGUGUGACAAGGCCCCCGAUGUUCUUGACUUUCCCAGAGAAGCAAAUAAACAGCGUGAACAGCCCAGUUCCUGGAGUUCUUGGGUUUCACCUGGGCAGGGAGGGCGCGCCAGACCAGAGGGCGGGUCUGCGGCAGUGGAGCCAUAAAAGGAAGGGGAGGCUGAGCAGUGCCCAGGUGAACUGGCUGCUGUUGCCUGCGGCACUUGCCCCUCAGGCUCACCCAUUGCUGUGGGGUGAGAGGCAGUUGUG
Castor canadensis (American beaver) is the source of this 2932-nucleotide messenger RNA. It is a transcript of the gene Palm, whose product is annotated as paralemmin. Lineage: Eukaryota; Metazoa; Chordata; Mammalia; Rodentia; Castoridae. Gene Ontology annotation, cellular component: plasma membrane. Gene Ontology annotation, biological process: positive regulation of filopodium assembly; regulation of cell shape; negative regulation of adenylate cyclase activity. The record is from RefSeq and is a predicted model, not a curated record.